Messenger RNA from Oryza brachyantha (malo sina), 3512 nucleotides. RefSeq names its product probable LRR receptor-like serine/threonine-protein kinase At3g47570. The transcript has 2 exons. Gene Ontology annotation, biological process: protein phosphorylation; hormone-mediated signaling pathway. Bases 14 to 3313 code for a protein of 1099 amino acids. NCBI's taxonomy places the organism in Eukaryota, Viridiplantae, Streptophyta, Magnoliopsida, Poales, Poaceae. Gene Ontology annotation, molecular function: protein binding; protein kinase activity; ATP binding. Gene Ontology annotation, cellular component: plasma membrane. The record is from RefSeq and is a predicted model, not a curated record.
CAUCUUACUGGAAAUGAAUCAUCAGAGCCGCAAAAUGGCGUUUCCAUCUCCAAUGUUAUGCAUAUAUUCAGUGUUGCUGUUCAUCGCUUCGUCCACGGUGGCUGCUGCUCCAGGUUCGACCAAGAUCAGCAAUGGCAGCGACGUCGACCUCGCCGCACUGCUGGCUUUCAAAGACCGGCUCUCCGACCCUGAAAGCAUCCUUGCAGGCAACUGGACCGCCGGCACACCGUUCUGCCAGUGGCUGGGCGUCUCGUGCAGCCGCCGCCGGCAGCGCAUCACCGCCCUGGAGCUGCCGGCCAUUCCUCUCCAAGGAGAGCUCACCCCUCACCUUGGUAACCUCUCUUUCCUCUCUGUCCUCAACCUCACCAACACCGGCCUCACAGGACACAUCCCUGAUGAUAUAGGAAGGCUGCGUCACCUCAAAGUCCUUCGUCUUGGUCACAAUGCCCUGUCAGGUGCCAUCCCUACUGCCAUAGGAAACCUCACAGGGCUUCAAAUUCUUCAUCUCCACUUUAACCAUCUAUCUGGUCCAAUCCCUGUAGAGCUGCAACGCCUGCACAACCUUAACAGCAUGAAUCUCGAAACGAAUUACCUCACUGGCUUCAUACAGAAUGAUCUAUUCAACAACACACCUUUGCUAACUUUUCUCAGCAUCGGCAACAACAGCCUAUCAGGGCCAAUACCAGGUUGUGUGGGCUCCUUGCGGAUGCUCAGGUUCCUUGACCUGCAGGUGAAUAAUCUCACAGGACCGGUGCCACCAGUCAUCUUCAACACGUCCACUCUGCGUGUUUUAGAUCUUGUCAAGAACAGCUUAACUGGCCCUAUCCCAGGCAACACAAGUUUCAGCCUCCCAGCUCUGCGUUGGUUCUCCAUCGAUUGCAACAAUUUCACUGGUGAAAUUCCAAUGGGGCUUGCAGAUUGUCCUCACCUCCAAGUUCUUUCCCUGGCUGAAAACUUAUUCGAGGGUGUUUUUCCACCAUGGCUUGGCAAAUUGACAAAUCUGGAUGACAUCUCCUUAGGAGGGAAUUACCUUGAUGCUGGUCCGAUCCCUACUGCACUCAGCAACCUCACCAAGCUAAGUGUGCUAGAUCUUGCGACGUGCAACCUAACAGGAACCAUCCCAGAGGAUAUUAAGCACCUAGGCCAACUUUCAGAGUUGCAUCUUUCAUUCAAUCAACUAACAGGACCCAUACCUGCUUUUCUUGGCAACAUGUCCGCAUUAGCAAUUCUGGCAUUGAGUUUUAACCUGUUUGAAGGAUCUGUACCAGCAACAAUUGCUAUGAACUCGUUAUUGACAUUUGAUAUUGCGAAAAACAACCUACAGGGGGAUCUCAAGUUCCUUUCUAGUCUUUCCAAAUGUAGAAAGCUUUCUACGCUUCAGAUAGACUGGAAUUAUUUCACCGGAAGCCUCCCAGACUACAUUGGGAACCUGUCGUCACAGUUGACAUGGUUCUCGUUAUCUGCCAACAAGUUAACCGGAACUCUUCCAGCUAACCUUUCAAAUUUAACUGGUGUUGAAGUGCUAGAUAUUUCAGAUAACCAACUGCACAAUGCAAUUCCAGAAUCAAUCAUGAUGAUGGAGAAUCUCCAAUGGCUUGUUCUAAGUGGAAAUAGCUUGUCUGGCUCCAUCCCAUCAAACACUGCAGUACUAAGGAAUGCUGUAAACCUGUUCCUUGACAGCAACAAAUUUUCUGGAUCCAUACCCAAGGACAUCGGGAACCUCACUAAGCUAGAGAACCUUCUAUUGCAUGAUAACCAUUUAACAUCAAAUGUACCACCAAGCUUAUUUCAUCUUGGUAGCCUCAUCAAUCUAGAUAUUUCUCGAAACUUCUUGAGCGGUGCAUUGCCGGUUGAUAUAGGUUAUUUGAAGCAAAUUAAUAUCAUGGAUCUCUCUUCCAAUCGCUUUUCUGGAAGAAUGCCAGAUUCGAUAGGACAACUUCAGAUGUUAACAUACCUCAACCUAUCUGUCAAUGAAUUCCAUGAUUCCAUUCCAGACUCUUUCGGUAACCUAACUGGCUUGCAAAGUUUGGAUAUCUCCCACAACAAUAUUUCUGGCACCAUCCCAAAAUAUUUGACUAAUUUUACCAGCCUUGCUAGCUUGAAUCUGUCUUUCAAUAACCUCCAUGGUCAAAUACCAGAAGGAGGUGUCUUCUCAAAUAUCACCUUGCAAUCAUUGGUGGGGAACUCAGGGCUAUGCGGUGUUGUCCGUUUAGGAUUUUCACAGUGCCCAAAAACCUCCCCCAAAAGAAACAGUCACAGACUAAAAUAUUUACUCCCUGUUAUAAUCAUAGUAAUGGGAGCUGUAACUUCUUGCCUAUAUUUAAUGCUUAGACAGAAAGUUAAGCAUCAAAACAUUUCUGCUAGUAAUCUUGACGUGAUCGGCCACCAAUUACUCUCCUAUAAUGACCUUGUCCGUGCUACUGAUGAUUUCAGUGAUGAUAAUAUGCUGGGGUCAGGAAGCUUUGGAAAAGUUUUUAAGGGCCAGCUGAGUAGCGGUUUGGUGGUUGCGAUAAAAGUUAUACACCAACAUCUCGAACAAGCCUUCAGAAGUUUUGAUACCGAGUGUCAUGUUCUUCGAAUGACUCGACAUCGCAAUUUGAUAAAGGUUGUAAACACUUGUUCCAACCUGGACUUAAGAGCACUAGUUCUUCAGUAUAUGCCGAAGGGUAGCUUAGAGGCACUCCUGCACUCAGAAGAAAGAAUGCAAUUAGGCCUCCUCGAGAGGUUGCAUAUUAUGCUAGAUGUGUCAAUGGCAAUGGAAUACCUACACCACGAGCACCAUGAAGUGGUCCUACACUGUGACUUGAAACCUAGCAAUGUUCUGUUUGAUGAGGACAUGAUGGCACAUGUGGCAGAUUUUGGCAUUGCAAGGCUGUUGUUAGGCGAUGACAGCUCUAUAAUUUCAGCAAGCAUGCCAGGAACAAUUGGCUACAUGGCACCAGAGUAUGGGAUUCUUGGAAAAGCCUCACGAAAAAGUGACAUAUUCAGCUACGGGAUCAUGCUGCUUGAAGUGUUUACUAGGAAGAGACCCACAGAUGAUAUGUUUGUGGGAGAACUGAACAUCAGGAAGUGGGUUCACCAAGGGUUUCCUGCAAAGCUUGUCCAUGUUGUAGACAGCCAGCUUCUACAGGAUAGCUCUUCUUCUACCAAUAGCAUUGAUGACUCCCUUGUGCCAGUGUUUGAGCUGGGUUUGCUCUGCUCGGCUGACUCCCCAGAGGAAAGGAUGGCAAUGAGUGAUGUGGUCGUGACACUGAAGAAGAUUAGGAAAGACUAUGUCAAAUCGACAACUAACAACAAUGGGGUGCACUACUGAGCAUUGAUCUGUUACCCUGGUCACUUUGUAGGGAAAUACAGAUGAAUGAGUUAUCCUCUGCAUCAAUAUAUACUUCAGCAUUAAGAAUAACAAAAGAAUGGCAUGCCCAGUGACCUACUUCUCUUUAAUUCUAUGUGUAUGGUUAAACAUGACUAUUUGUCUUCCCCGCAAAAAAAAAAAAAACAUGACUAUUUGUCUU